Cyprinus carpio (common carp) is the source of this 3774-nucleotide messenger RNA. Its product is annotated as B-cell receptor CD22-like. NCBI's taxonomy places the organism in Eukaryota, Metazoa, Chordata, Actinopteri, Cypriniformes, Cyprinidae. The record is from RefSeq and is a predicted model, not a curated record.
CUCUGUAUAGUUGUAGACACCACCUCUGAGUGUAGCAUUCUUCUAUCUUAUUAUUCUUAUUAUUUUGCUUUGCGAAUAAGCUUUAGCAGUUGCCUGUUCUGCAACGUUGGCUAUUAAUUCACCUUUGCACUCCUGUAAGUCCACAAUUUCUGCACGGAAAAGUUGGAAUGUUUUUAAGACCCCAUUGAGAACAAUGGAUUUCAAGGUAAAAGCAGCAGACAGAAUGAUGCUUCCUAAAGGGAUUCCUCUGCUUGUUCUUCUUAUGGGCUCCUGCACCAGCUCAAAUAAAGAGCUAAUACAUGUGCCUGAGAAAACAGAACAAAUUGAUGAAGGAUCAUGUGUAACCAUUCCCUGUUUUUACAAAAAAACAGAGGAGGAAACAUAUACUCUGUUGUGGUUUAAAGAUCCAAAAUUUAAUAAAGCAUUAAAAAUGUUUAAUGGGACUAUUGUAUACAGUAACACAGACAAACGUCCCCAGUCUCUGGAUUACUCCGGCAGAGUGGAAAACAUCACUGAUGCAACACCACAAGAAAACAAAGAAGACAGGAUAAAAUGUGAUUUAAGAAUCACCGAUCUGCAAAAGACAGACAGUGGGAACUACACAUUUAGAUUUAUUGGAUCAGACAAAAGGUUCAUGAGUAAAGCUCUGUCUCUCAAAGUUAAAGACAAUCCUUGUAAGGUGCACAUUGAAACAUCAGAGCUGAAGAAUCCACUCAAUGAGUCAGAAGAAUUCACUGUUCGCUGUUCCACAUUUGGUUCCUGUGAUCUUCAACCUGAGUGGCUCGACCACACAUCAGGACAAAAGCAAGAAUGGACAUCCUCCUUGUCGACUGAUAUGAUUAUAGAGACUGAAGAGGGAAAAGAAGGCAGAAAGGUCACCAAAUUGAAGCUCAAAGUGACAUGGAAGGAUGACAACAGGAUUCUGUCUUGUCGUCCAGCGAAGAGUGAGGACAGCUGCCAGAUCAGGAAUGUCACACUGUUUGUGGAACAUGCACCUCAAGAGACAAAAGCAACAGUGAGCUCUGAGGAUGUAAAGGAGGGAGAUUCUGUCACUCUCUCCUGCACCAGCAGAGGUCGCCCUGAUGUCAGCUUCUCAUGGUUCAAAAAGGAGAACAUAGAAAAGUCUCAACAAAUGUCUGACUCGAAACUAACUAAUGUGAAACCAGAAGACAGUGGAGAAUAUUACUGUGAAGCUAAAAACAAGCAUGGCACAAACGAAUCAAAUAUCAUCGUAAUCAAUGUAAAAUAUGGUCCAAAAGUGGUCACAGUGGAACCUCAGGGCAGCAUUAAUGAUCUUAAAGAGGGAGACAAACUGACACUUAAGUGUUUAGUGAAGGAAAGUAACCCACCAGUCAAGCAGUUUACAUGGUACAAAAACUACCACGUGCUACAACAAACCAGCGAGACAUUAACCAUCAUUAAAGUGACAGCAGAUGAUACAGGAUCUUACCAUUGCAAGGUCAAUAAUGGUAUUAAAACAGCGGAGUCAAAUACAAUUACAGUAUCUGUAAAGUAUUCACCAAGAAGCAUCAAAAUAGAGGGCACAACCUCUGUAAAAGUGGGCACUCCACUGACUUUGACAUGCUCAGCUGACGCUGAGCCUCAGCCACACACUUACAAAUGGAAGCACACACCUGGACUGUCUUCUGUCCCAUUAUCAAUGGAAACUAGACAGUUAAACAUUGAGAAAGUGACCAUUCAACAUGCAGGACUGUACACAUGUGAUGUUACCAACGCUAUUGGCACAGGAUCAAACACCACUGAAAUUAAUGUGCUUUACCCUCCAUCUAAUCUCAGUUUGACCAUGAAGAGGGAAGUGAGAGAGUUUGACGUGAUCUCCAUUAUCUGCACGGUUCAAAGCUUUCCUGAAUCACACUUCACAGUGACAGGACCUCUCGGUGGUCUGAGAUAUAUUCAGGAAAAUCGAAGAAACAUCACUGCAUCUGCAGACAUGCUGACUGUCUACUUGAAUGUCACUGAGUCAGAUGCAGGAAUGUACACAUGCAGAGCAGAAAAUCAAGAGGGAAAAUAUGAUGUUAAAAAAGAGCUAAAUGUGUUGCAUGCACCCAAAAAUGUGACUGCAAAAAUUAAAGGAGAACAAACAUUUGGGAAUGAGCUGACCCUUACAUGUGAGGCUCGCGCCAAUCCUGCUCCAUCCUCAUAUGAGUGGAAGAAAUGCUUCAAUGGACAGUUAAAUAAUGUUGAACAGAAACAUGAACAGAGACUACGCUUUCUUUCUCUGGAAAUCUCUGACUCUGGUCAGUAUGCCUGUAUUGCUCGUAAUUCCAUUGGAAAAACAGAAUCCCCUUGUGUAGAGAUCAAGGUGAAAUACGCUCCAAAUAUAAAAAUUGUCCAUAACAUGACAACUUUAACUCAGUGGAAUUGGGAGUUUCCAGUCUAUCUGACCUGCAGUGCAGAUGCUUAUCCUCCUGCCACAGUCUUCAAUUGGUACAGAGAGGAGGACAACAAGACCGCACUGUCAGAACAUCAGAACUUCACUGUUCAGCCUCAGAACCCAGGAAUGUAUUACUGUACAGCAGCCAAUGCUAUCGGAGAAUCUCGAUCCAAAAACAUCAUGUUAUUUACCGGCAAUAACUCUCUUACGGUGUUCUACCAGAUCAUCUUACCCAUCAUUCUCCUGUUGAUUCUUAUUGUUGUGGCCAUCUUUCUGAUACGCAGGACUAUCAUCAAGGCAAGAUCAGAUCAGCAAAGUGGAGCAGAUAAUCCUUUGUGCUUUUUUCCUGUAUUCCUGUCACGCUCUUCUACAGUGACAAACUUACUAUUAUUGGGAUCACGUAAUAAUACCCAGGAGAAUCUGUCAGUGGCGGGAAUUCCUGAUUCAGGUUAUGGAAGAGUUAAUCAUUCACGUCCGACACCCAAUUCCCAAGAUCCUACUCGAACACAGGACCCUAAUCCAAGUCCGAAAUCUAAUAUCCACACAGUGUAUGCUGCUAUUAAACUGCCACAAAUGAAACAGAGAAGACAGUCCCCAAAACAACAAACAACUAGAAAUAUAGACAAUGACACCCUAAACUAUGUCACUCUUGAUUUCAAGGGGAAAAAUGAGCCAGAAAAAAGAGUACCUGAAGGAUCAGCAGUCUAUGCUAUGGUGUCAAAAAAUAAGCAGACAAUGAAUUUCCAAUCAGAAAAUCCAGAUUAUGAAAAUGUUUCUUCUCCGUGUGUGCCAAAACUCACAAAUAUGGACUGGGAAUCUGAUACCAGUGAAGAAGAUGAAGUGAAUUACUCCACUGUGUCUUGUUCUGCCAAAUCUGCUGUUAAAGAACCCAGACAUAAGCAGAGGGCCGCCUUAAGUUCAAGCUCUGAUGACGAGGACGGAACUGAAUAUUCAGCUAUUAAAACAUAAACACAAGGAGUUUCCAAUUUAAGUAUUAAAACUAAGUAUUAUAUCCUUUAUCUGUAUUAUAGUUAUAAAUGCUGUGAAAUAUAUUUCACUACAUUGUGUGAAAUGCAACAAUAUAGCUUUGUAAUUUCAUUUAACAUUUUGUAUUUGCCACUGCUGAACAGUCAAGCUGAGAGUAUUUGACUGGUUGCAUAAAACUGUGAUUUAAAAACAAAAAAGUCUCCUGGGCUCAGUGAUUUCAAGAAUUAGUUAUGCCACAAGUCUGUUAUAAUAUGAGAAGCAAAUAAUUGUUCACAAAUAAGAUAAUUUAAGAUGAAACUUUAAUUGGGCAAUAAAAUAACUGAAUCAUAUUUAUUAGUCAUAUACAAAAGUAGUAGAGAAAUUUUUAACAAUCAGCAUAUUUUACAUAUGUG